Messenger RNA from Chaetomium globosum CBS 148.51, 1860 nucleotides. RefSeq lists its product as uncharacterized. The transcript is spliced from 5 exons. Gene Ontology annotation, biological process: proteolysis. NCBI's taxonomy places the organism in Eukaryota, Fungi, Ascomycota, Sordariomycetes, Sordariales, Chaetomiaceae. Gene Ontology annotation, molecular function: metalloexopeptidase activity. The coding region runs from base 1 to 1860 and encodes 619 amino acids. The record is from RefSeq and is a predicted model, not a curated record.
AUGAAGGUACCCCACACGACAACAGCAGUUGCGGCGACGCUCCUCCUCUCGUCGACCACGGUGGCGACAAACAACCCUUUGACCGCGGAUAAGCUGGAAGCGGACAUCAAAACAGAAGAACUCCAAAAUGUCCUCUGGAACUUAAACCAUAUCGCAGUGACCCACGGCGGCAACCGGGCCUUCGGCGAACCCGGCUUCAAGGCGUCGCUCGACUUUGUGCUCGAGCGCGCGCAGACCCGCUUCGGCGACAAGUUCGACACCUUCGUCCAGCCCUUCAACCACACCUACGAUAAGACCCUGAAGAUCAGCGUGACGGGCCCUGAGGGCGAGGACGUCUUCGUCAUCAGCCCCCAGUACAACCCGCCCACACUGGUAUCCGGCGGCAUCACCGCCGCGCUCGUGGAUACCCCCGUUGACGAUGAGCGCGGGUCAGCAUGCUUCGCUGAUCAGUGGGAGGGGUUGGAUGUGAAGGGCAAAUUGGCCCUCGUGAAGAGGGGCCUUUGCGCUGUGGCGGACAAGUCUAUUCUCGCCAAGGAGCGCGGCGCUUUAGGUGUCAUUUUGUAUGACGAAGUCCCUGGGACCAACAUUGUCGUUCCCACGCUGGGUGCCGAAAACAUCGGGCGCAUGGUCCCCAUCGGUAUCAUUCCCUUAGAGGUCGGCCAAGACUGGAAGUCCCGCCUGGCAGCCGGCGAAGAAGUGACCGCGACUCUGCUCGUCGAUUCCAUCUCUGAGACCCGCGAAACCUGGAACAUCAUUUCUGAGACCAAGCAAGGCGACCCGAAUAAUGUGGUCAUGCUUGGGGCGCAUCUGGACAGUGUGCAGAAGGGCGCGGGCGUGAACGAUGACGGCAGCGGCACGGCGGCCCUCCUGGAGAUCAUGACUGCGGUUAGGCGCUAUGACAACUUCCCGAACAAGAUUCGGUUUGCGUGGUGGGGAGCUGAAGAGAGCGGCCUGGUCGGCUCGCUGUACUACACCUCGCACCUGACCGAGGCUGAGGCCGACAGCAUCAGGUACUACUUCAACUACGACAUGAUCGGCUCCCCGCAGCCCGAUUACAGCAUUGCCAGCAACGAGAACAGCGGCGUCGGCCCGCAACUGCUCGACGAGUAUCUUGUCACCAAAGGGAUCGAUGUCCGCCACGGUGAAUUCGGCAGCGGCUCAGACUUCGUCGGGUUCGUCGAGCUCGGCAUCCCAACUGCGUCGCUGCACACUGGUGCCGGUGCGCCAUACGAUGCGUGCUACCAUCAGGCGUGUGACAACCUAGACAACAUCCACUGGGAGGCCCUCACUCUCAAUGCUAGAGCCGCUGCUCGCGCUGCCGCGAGGCUGGCAAAUUCGCUCGACGGCGUUCCGCCCCGGGACAAGACAAGCCUCAACCUCCACACCCGCCGCGGGGUGAUUAAAAGCUUCAAGAGAUGGACCGCGCUGGCCGAAGAAGCCAGGGGCGGGCAUACCUGCUCGCAUAAGGGAAAGAAGAUCCGGACUCUGAUUUGCGGAGGCAAGACUCUUCCUCAAUCAAGGAUCAUACGCUUGACAUGCUUCCUGUACCUUCCGGCUUCCCCAUCGGGAAGUGGCUUCUGCGCGUUGCCUGACAAGUCCCAGGCCAAGGAAGCCCUCAAGCCUCAGCCGCAUCCCGGUGUGUCCAUGUACAUACAUACCACAAGACUACCUCACACGAGUCGAAGUGCGCCGGUUAUUUGCGCGCAAGCACACAUGGCAUCACACUCGCCAACUUCCUAUUCUUCCCGACGGCAUCAUCAACUCAGUCUCCGAUGCCACCGCAACCACACUGACAGCAAGGUUGCAGCCCGCGGCCUUCAGGCUAAUUGUCACGUGGCGAGCGGAGUUGGGGAGCACUGA